Messenger RNA from Colletotrichum phormii, 579 nucleotides. RefSeq lists its product as uncharacterized. Bases 1 to 579 code for a protein of 192 amino acids. The record is from RefSeq and is a predicted model, not a curated record. The transcript is spliced from 2 exons. Lineage: Eukaryota; Fungi; Ascomycota; Sordariomycetes; Glomerellales; Glomerellaceae.
AUGCUUCGAGCCACCGCAAUUCUCCUCGCCGUGAUCGGCUCCGCAGCCGCUCUCCGCAUCAAGAGCGUCACCCACAGCGGACCAGCCUGUCCCCAGAGCGACAGAUUGACCUGGUCUGGCGGCCUGGACGACCUGACCAUCACUCUCCCCGACUUCAGCGAGACUCUAGCCGCGGGUCAGAUGACGAGCUGCCAGGUACACCUGCUCAUCGACGAAGGCGACCCGGGCAAGGCUUUGCUGCUGCAGGAUGUCACCGUCAGCGGGGGGCUCUACCUGAGUUCUAACACCAAGGUCGAUUUCUAUAUGACGGCUUAUUGGUCCGAGACGGCUUCUGAUACUGUUACUAAGUCUACGAGCACCGCGUCAGGUUCGGCGGCCGUUUUCCGGAACGUGGACGUGGCUCAGCGAGUGAACUCGGUUUCUCCUUGUACUGGUGGCGAUGGCCACGUCGGGAUUAUGAAUGUGACUUUUCGCAUCAUCUCCCAAGGCAGAGGGUUGGUUGUCUUUGGUAAAGAACGUAAGGAUGGUGCUACGUCUUCGGUCGCAGAGUCGCUUGCUUUCAAAUGGCAGAGCUGCUAG